Messenger RNA from Plasmodium vinckei vinckei, 1203 nucleotides. Its product is annotated as UDP-N-acetylglucosamine--dolichyl-phosphate N-acetylglucosaminephosphotransferase, putative. The transcript is spliced from 7 exons. Gene Ontology annotation, cellular component: membrane. Bases 1 to 1203 code for a protein of 400 amino acids. The record is from RefSeq and is a predicted model, not a curated record. Lineage: Eukaryota; Apicomplexa; Aconoidasida; Haemosporida; Plasmodiidae. Gene Ontology annotation, molecular function: UDP-N-acetylglucosamine-dolichyl-phosphate N-acetylglucosaminephosphotransferase activity. Gene Ontology annotation, biological process: dolichol-linked oligosaccharide biosynthetic process; protein N-linked glycosylation.
AUGAAAAGCAAAUUUGCAAAUGAUAAAAUUAAGGCCAAUGCAACACACAUAUAUAAAGAAAGUAUACCAGAGAUAUAUCUAUUUUCUUUUCUUAUAUUUUAUUUAUUAAUUGUGUUGUAUGCAUUAAAAGAUACAAUAUAUAAGAAUAUAAUAAUUUUCUACAUUGGCCCAUGUGUUCUUCUUUUUAAACUAUCCUUUAUAUGCAUACCAAAGUUUAUACAAUUUUUGAAUCAAAAGGGACUAUGCGGUAUUGAUUUAAACAAAUUAACCAAGGAUAAAGUAGCGGAACCAAUUGGGCUAUUCCCAUCGAUUUUAUAUUUUAUUUUUGUUUUGUUCUACCAGAUUCUAUAUUAUAAUGACCAUAAAAUUUUACUAGAAUAUAAUGCGGGAUUGUUGUCCAUUAUUUUCAUGACCUUCUUGGGUUUUAUAGAUGAUGUUCUUGAAUUAAAAUGGAGAUAUAAAGUCAUUUUGCCCUUUUUCGCGAGUCUACCCUUGCUAUUAUGCUAUUCAGGAGAAACAAACAUACGAAUACCGAAUUUUUUAAUUUUUAUAUUUAAAAAAAAAAUUAUAAAUAUUGGUUUUUUUUAUUAUAUAUACAUUAUAUUGUUGUCUGUAUUUUGUACAAACACAAUAAAUAUAUAUGCCGGAAUUAACGGAUUGGAGAUUGGACAAACCUUGAUUAUUUCGAUUUUUAUUUCUAUACACAAUUUAAUUGAAAUAAUAUUGAAUAUUAAAAGUUCUGAUAUCUCUGGACUACUAAUUUUAAAGCAGCAUUUUUUAUCAAUAAUAUUUACCCUUCCAUUUAUAUCAAUAAAUUUGGCGACAUUUGCUUUUAAUUUUUAUCCAUCAAAAGGAUUUGUAGGGAAUACAUUAACCUACUUUUGUGGCAUGUUUUUGGCAGUUGUUUCAAUAUUUGGCCAUUAUUCCAAAACAUUAAUAUUAUUUUUAGUUCCACAAUUUUUAAAUUUUUUUUUAUCCUUACCACAAUUAUUUAAUUUUAUACCCUGUCCAAGACAUAGAUUACCAAUCAUAGAUCAUAAAACAAAUAAAUUAACACAUUCAUAUAAUUUUACAUUAAUAAAUUUAAUUUUAUAUAUAUUUGGCCCUUUAUCAGAAUAUCAUUUAGUUAUUGUUUUAUUAUUUUUUCAAUUUGCUACUUGCUCCAUUGGCUUAUUUUUGAGAUAUUUUAUUGACACUACAUAG